AUAUAAUAUUAAAAAAAAAAAUCUAACAACGUAAAUGUUUUAGAUAAUUAAAUAUAACAUUAUAAAUAAAAUUGCAAUCAAAACGCUAUUUUUAAUUGAGACCAUUGAGUUCUUAUCACAUUGUGUAUUAAAAUAUAGUAUAAAUAACUUAUGGAGACAUGACCACUUGAAAUGUCUCAUAGAAGAAGUAGUUGCCAAGCAAAUGAUUUAUUCCCUAGAGAAAUUGACAUUGAAAUAUGUUUAAAGACACUAAAAAUAUUCCAAAAAAUAGAAGGAGAUGUAAAUUGUGUUGUUUGGGAUGCAUCUUUAGUUUUAGCAAAAUAUCUUGAAACUAUGUGUCAAAAUAAACCAGAUUUUCUGAGUGGUCUAAAAGUAUUAGAGUUAGGUUCUGGACUAGGUGUCGUCGGACUUACAGCAGCUACAUUAGGUGCACAAGUUACCCUAACAGAUUUACCAGAAGCAUUACCACUUCUACGGUUAAACAUAAAUGAAAAUAAAUCAAAAAUCUGUAGUAUGGGAGGAUAUGCUGUUGCUGAAUCAUUAGUAUGGGGAGACAGUUCAUCUGAGAUACUUAAAGAGGAGUUUAAUAUGAUUGUUAUGGCAGAUUGUGUUUAUUAUGAAGAGGCUGUUGAUUCCCUUAUAUAUACAUUACUUUGUUUAAUAAAUACUUUAGCAAAGAAACCAACAAUAUAUUUGACUCAAGAACUAAGAGAUACCGAAAUGCAGAAAAAGAUUUGGGACAAAUUUUACAUGUUGUUGAUAGACAAUUUUCAUGUUGAGAAAAUCCCAGAGGAGCAGCAACAUGUCAACUAUAGAAGUUCAGAUAUAGUGUUAUUAAAGUUAAACAAGAAAUGAUAUUUAUGAUAUCGUCACACUAGCUCAAAAUGAUCUUUUAAGGUGUUAUUAAUAAACAAGGUUUAGCAUUGGAGUAAAUUAACGCUGAGACAAUGCUUAGUAUUAGUCAAAAUCCAUAUUAAUUAAGAGAGACUUAGCAAAGGUUAACCUAGUAUGAGGUUCUAUGGGAGUACUAUUUACUCCUAGAAGGUAGUAAAAGUAGAGUUAUUCCCUGUAUAAUAUGAUUUUGGACUAAUACUAAAAUUAAUUUUAAUGUAAAUUUAAUCAUACUAAACUUUGUUUAUUAUUAUUGUAUUUAAUUUAAAUAUAGACAUGUAAUAUGUAAG
Messenger RNA from Diatraea saccharalis (sugarcane borer), 1181 nucleotides. NCBI's taxonomy places the organism in Eukaryota, Metazoa, Arthropoda, Insecta, Lepidoptera, Crambidae. The record is from the annotation of a GenBank genome assembly.